Fusarium sp. VM40 is the source of this 972-nucleotide messenger RNA. Lineage: Eukaryota; Fungi; Ascomycota; Sordariomycetes; Hypocreales; Nectriaceae. The record is from the annotation of a GenBank genome assembly.
AUGACAUCUACCACCAGCGCAGAUGCUGCUGACAUCUCGUUGGCGGCAGCCGUCGCAGCACUGAGUGUCGAGUUUGUCGUGCAUCCUUUCGACACGCUCAUCACACGGAUACAAUCUCCUGAGUAUGUACCCAAGUACAGAAGUCACGAGGGCAAGCUACAGCCCUCUCUAUUCCAGGGUCUCUAUCGUGGUAUAGGACCAACCGUCGUCACUACCAUCCCAGCCUCUAUCACCUUCUUCGGCAUAUACGAAACGGCAAAAAAGUCACUUCAGCCUGCCGAAGGACUCAAGCCAGGCAGUAUCUCACAGAUAGCGGUGCACGCGACCAGUAGUGCACUGGCUGAUAUGGUGGCCUGUGCGAUCAUCAACCCCUCGGAGGUCCUAAAGCAAAAUGCGCAGGUGUCAAGGUUCUCGGAGGGACGUGGACAGAAAUAUCCUGUUUUGGCAGCGUUAAAGCACUUCUCACGGCAUCCCUUGAAGCUGUGGACGGGGUACACGGUCUUGGUGGCUGGCAAUCUUCCACGAACAAGUCUCACCUUUUCGAUAUACGAGUAUCUCAAGAGCUCUUGGCUUCAAAGGUCAGAUGAUCCGAAGAGUAUCGCACAGCAGGUGAAAGUCAGCGGUGUCACAGCUGGUAUCGGCGGCGCCCUUGCAUCUUUGCUUUUUGUCCCCAUCGACGUGGUGAAAACUCGAAUGCGUCUACCUGAAAAGGCUCCUGCUAGUCACCCUCUACAGCCCGAAUCCCUUUUCACAUCAACACUUAGCAGAGAGAAAGCCAGAAAACCAGCGGCACAAGGUCCGAUAUCUAUUGCGAAGGGUAUUUUGGUAAAGGAUGGCAUUUCAGGGCUGUUUAGAGGAGCAACUGUCACCUGCAUAGCGGCUGCUGUUGGCAAUGGGUUGUUCUUGGGCUGUUAUGAAGGAUUGAAGCUACAUUAUGCGCAUGAAGCUUCAAGGCGCGAGAUUAUUCCUUGA